AUGCCAGAAAUGCGUGCGGGAAACGGCGCGCAGGGGCAUCUGCUCUCGCGGCAGAAGCGGCCGGCGACGGUGGCGCGGUUUCUCAACAGCAUCCCACUCAAUGAUCGUCACGCCGCAACCAACGCGCUACUCAUUCUCGGGAUGCGCGCGUACGGGGGCGCCGUCGCGGCGGCACCAGCAGAUCUCCACACGCUGCGCGCCGUUGUCGCAAUGGAGUUGGCCGAAGACGGCACCGGCACCGGCGCAGAGGCAGGAAAGAACAACAACGACCCCGUGCGCAGACGCAACACGCAGCUACAUCAACCCAUUAACGGAAAUGAUGGCGACGAUGAAAGCGAGAAGACGGCGUUGCCAUCCUUGCAGCAGCAGCGGCAGAAAUCAUCGGCGACCACGGUGACGCCCGCCGCUGCGGAAAAAAGAAGCACAGUUGGGGUGUCGAAGACAAUGAGCGAUGGUGGCCACGCCACGGUGUCGCAAAAAACAGAGGAUCCGUCUUCAGAGAAAAUGGUAACUGUAACAGACAAAAAGACUCGCCCUGUUGUAGCGAGCCCGUUAGUUGCGUCUGCAAGUGACUGUAGUAGUCGUGUUUGCUCGAGCAGACAGCAGCGGAACCACACGCCGGCGUUGAGUUUCAUUCUGGGUAAUGCGUUGAGCGGUGUCAUGGCGCAGCGCAGCGCAUCACGUCGCACUGGCCUUAAUAUCACCUCCACAUUGGGCCACAACGGUGUUCACCCUGGCGAUGAUCAGUCAACAAACCACGAUCUCUCUGUGUACGACGUCAGCGACGGUACAGUUGAUGAACAGGGGAGCGCAAUAGAUGCGGCGAUUGGCGUCUCCAUCAAUGGCACGAUGCUGCCGCUAGAGAGCGAUGAUCACUACUAUCCUAUGGAAUUCUUGCAGUGUAUCAAGAGACAUAUAGAGGUCACCCGUGGCGUCCGCGAGAAUACGGUUCUUGUCGCUGCGUCCAUUCCACAGCAUAUGGCGAUGUAUACGCUGUACAGUAGCUUUGAUGGCCUCUACCGAAGCCUCUUGGUAUCGUACCAUCUCUCAUAUGCUAAUGGCAAAGGUUCUCCUCACAGCUGA
Molecule: messenger RNA, 1083 nt
Organism: Trypanosoma grayi
Lineage: Eukaryota; Euglenozoa; Kinetoplastea; Trypanosomatida; Trypanosomatidae
Product: putative serine/threonine protein kinase, putative,protein kinase
Exons: 1
Coding region: 1-1083 (360 amino acids)
Source: RefSeq, a predicted model, not a curated record